AUGUGGAAAAUUGUAUCAUUCACUCUGUUAGGCUUAGCCUCAACUGCCCCAGUGUCAUAUCAAAUGCCAGGUCUCGUAGAUAUUCUCAUCUCACCUAUCAACAAGUUUGCCGUUGAAUUAUUAAACAGCACAUACAAUUACCAGAGAAACAAUAGCAAACUGAAAAACGUGGCUAUAGCACCGUUUUCAACGUGGAACAUCUUCUCGUUACUCGCUGAAGGCGCAUCGGGGACAACUUUCCAAGAAUUAGCUGAAGUAUUACGGUUAUCAAAUGAAAGAAGAUCAAUUCAGAAGCAGCAUCGCUUUGCUAGGAAUUUCUUGAGAAGUAAUGAUGAAAAUGUUAUCAUAAACGCCCAUACACUGAUGCUGUAUGACAAACACUUCAACGUGUGCCCACAAUUUGCAAAAUCGACUAAUGAUUAUGACACAAACAUAUUUCCAGUUGAUACUCGUAAUCCUGUGAAAUUGGCAAAGGAAAUAAAUAAUUUCAUAUCACAUGCUACAAAUGGGAAAAUUGAUAAUGCAGUGAAACCUGAUAUUCUGGAGAAUCUAAAAAUGAUUAUAAUUGAUGCACUAUAUUUUAAUUCUGAUUGGACUAUACAGUUUGAUCGUAACAAAACAGUAGCACGACCUUUCUACAAUUACAAUGGGAAAAAUAUAGGAUUUGUCAACAUGAUGACUCAAAAAGCUAGUUACAAUGUUAGAGAUGUGCCUUCAAUAGAAGCAAGUGUAUUGGAAUUAACGUAUGGUAAAAACAAACAAUUUUCCAUGCUUAUUCUAUUGCCAUUCAAAGGUAUUUCUAUAAACAAACUUUUGAGAAAUAUGGCUUCUUGUUCAAUGAAUUGGAUGAACAGUAAUAGUUUUGAAAGUGUCCAAAUGCAGUGUUCUAUACCAAAAUUCAAAGUGACAUCUCAAAUUGAUUUAAUACCAGCAUUACAAUCUAUGGGUAUGUCAUCUAUUUUCGACAAACAGAAAGCUAGACUUGAAGGUGUAUCAAAUAUAUCACUAUUUGUAUCUCAAACAGUCCAGAAUAUAGAAAUGGAAGUGACCGAAAGCGGGUCUUCUGUAGCAUCAUCAACAAUGAUCGGGUUGGAAACGAAAAAGUUUGAAAUGUUCAUGGCUGAUAGAGAAUUCGUUUUCCUAAUUAGAGAAAGACGAUCCAAUUUAAUAUUGUUUGCAGGUGUUUACGAAGAUCCUUCGCCUUCGUGA
Messenger RNA from Achroia grisella, 1209 nucleotides. Its product is annotated as serine protease inhibitor 77Ba-like. Gene Ontology annotation, molecular function: serine-type endopeptidase inhibitor activity. Lineage: Eukaryota; Metazoa; Arthropoda; Insecta; Lepidoptera; Pyralidae. The transcript has a single exon. Bases 1 to 1209 code for a protein of 402 amino acids. The record is from RefSeq and is a predicted model, not a curated record.